Photinus pyralis (common eastern firefly) is the source of this 5249-nucleotide messenger RNA. RefSeq names its product ATP-binding cassette sub-family A member 3-like. Gene Ontology annotation, cellular component: intracellular membrane-bounded organelle; membrane. Bases 67 to 5124 code for a protein of 1685 amino acids. The record is from RefSeq and is a predicted model, not a curated record. The transcript is spliced from 19 exons. Gene Ontology annotation, molecular function: ATP hydrolysis activity; lipid carrier activity; ABC-type transporter activity. Lineage: Eukaryota; Metazoa; Arthropoda; Insecta; Coleoptera; Lampyridae. Gene Ontology annotation, biological process: lipid transport; transmembrane transport.
GUACUCCUUUCACAUAUUUUCACCUGAACCGUCUUGUCAAAUAUUUCAAGCUGUAAGAAACACAACAUGGGAACAAAGCUGCGAAAACUCUAUUUGUUAACCUGGAAAAACUUUGUACUCCACCGCAGACAUCCCUUUCAGACCCUACUAGAAAUUUUGGCACCACUUUUAAGUUGCUCGUUGCUAAUAUUAUUGCGAUCGUUGGUGGUACCGGAAGAACAUGCCGCAAUUUUUUUUCAACCUUUCGAAACGCGCGCGGAAAUUUUAAGCCGAAACCCGCAGACCAGAGCGAUAAGGGUCCUAUGGUCCCCGUACAAUCCAAAUCUAGAGCAGAUUGUUAAGCAAACAGUGGACGCAAUGAAUAGGAAUCAAUGGGAUCAUUUUAUUUAUCCGAAAUUUGUCAAAAAUAGUGAACAACUUGUAACUGAUCUUUAUAAACAAAUCGAUGCUGACAAGAAUUUAGCUGGGAUACAGUUUGAUGAUAAUCUUGGGGGAAAUUAUCCACUUCCUCACACCAUCGACGUUACCUUGCGCUUUCCAGGAGAACUGCGAAAAUCGGACAAUAUAAAAGGCGAGGAUUCCAAUGCGUAUUCGUGGGCAACCAAUGUGUUAUUUCCGACGUACCAAUUGCCCGGACCGCGCGAUUUCCUUUUAAACCAUGGUGCCAAACCAGAAUACAAGGCGGAGGGCUUCUUGCAAAUACAGGAAGAGCUGUCACUAGCGAUCAUAAAUCAUUUGAAAAGACGCGAACGAGGCGAAAACUUUACUGGCAACGGAUUACAUAUUCAAAUGCAGCGAUUUCCCUACCCAAAAUGGAUAUCUGAUAAGCUUCUGUCCACUAUGCGUUUAUUUAUUCCACUGCUUGUUAUGUUGGGCACCGCGUACUCCUGCGUUAACAACGUACGGGCUGUGGCAUUGGAAAAAGAGAAACAGCUGAAAGAAGCGUUGAAAAUGAUGGGUUUACCCAAUUGGCUGCACUGGACUGCUUGGUUCAUAAAAACGUUUCUGGUCAUGUUUCUGACGCAAGUUUUAAUUGUAAUGAUCUUAAAACUGUCAUGGUUUGGCAACAGAGCCUUAUUUCCUCGCUCAGAUGGAUACGUAAUUUUGCUGUUCCUUUCCUUCUACGCGUGUGCCACUACCACGUUUUGCUUUGCCAUCACUUCUUUCUUCUCUAACGCUAACCUUGCGGCGACCGUAACUGGAUUGUUCUGGUUUUUGUCUUAUUUUCCCUAUACAUUCUUGCAAGUUGAAUAUGAUACACUAACUUUGGUCGAAAAAUUAGGAGCAUGCAUUUGCUCGACCAGCGCAAUGGGAUAUGGUUUUCAGAUCAUUUUGAUGUUUGAAGGGGCUGGAGAAGGUGUUCAUUGGGAUAACAUCUGGGAGACAACCAGUCCCGAUGACACUCUCACGCUCGGACUCGUGUUGAUUAUGCUGAUGGUUGACACAAUUCUGUACUUUCUCAUUACGAUUUACAUUGAAGCUGUGUUUCCUGGAGAUUUUGGUGUGGGAGAAGCUUGGAAUUUUCCUUUUACAGCGGCAUAUUGGUGUGGGCAACCGAAAUAUGUUCUACUGGAACACUCCAUACCCCCAUUAAACACGUCAAACGAAUUCAUCGAGGUCGAACCGGAAGGUCUUACUCCCGGCAUCAGAUUAAUCAACUUAGGAAAGAAGUACUCCAACAACAAGGUCGCGGUACAGAAUCUCUCCUUAAACAUGUACAGAGAUCAAAUAACGGUCCUCUUGGGUCAUAACGGCGCGGGAAAAACUACAACCAUGUCAAUGUUAACGGGCGUACUAAGACCUACGUCCGGUACCGCAAUCGUAGACGGUUGUGACAUCAAAAUCGAUAUCAAAGGGGCACGACAGAGUCUAGGACUUUGCCCGCAGUACAACGUUCUGUUUGAGGAGCUAACGGUGGCCGAGCACCUCUACUUCUUUAGCAAACUGAAGGGGCUAACGCAGAAUCGCGUAAAGGCGGAAAUUGAUAAAUACAUUGAGCUUUUGGAACUCGAGGAGAAGAGGCACGCGCAAUCGGGAACCUUGUCGGGUGGCAUGCAGCGCAAGUUAUCGGUGGGUAUAGCCUUGUGCGGAGACUCAAAGAUUGUGAUGUUGGACGAGCCGACCGCCGGAAUGGAUCCGGCGGCACGCAGAGCUUUGUGGGAUCUGUUAAUCUCGCAAAAGACUGGUCGAACGAUACUCUUAACCACUCACUUCAUGGAUGAAGCGGAUUUGCUUGGGGAUCGUAUAGCGAUCAUGGUGAAUGGCAGCUUGCAGUGCUGCGGUACGAGCUUCUUUUUGAAGAAGAAGUACGGCGCUGGUUACCACCUCAUCGUAGAGAAGACUAAAAAGUGUAAUGUCAAACAAGUAACGUCAAUACUUCAAGAGUAUAUUCCAUCCAUACAAGUCAAAAGUCAUAUCGGCUCUGAGCUCAGUUAUCGAUUACCGGAAGAUCAGUCAGGCAUAUUCGAACCCAUGUUGCGCAAUUUGGAAAGUAUGAGCGAAUCUCUGGGGGUUUUGAGCUAUGGAAUUUCACUAACUACAUUGGAGGAAGUGUUUAUGGUGGUUGGAUUUGAAGGCGACCAAGACAGUUCGGUUCAAGAAUCUCGAACCGGUGACCUUCCACAGUACGUCAUCGGAGUACCAUACCAAGAUCAUCUUGAACAUGGUGAUGAAACCAAAGAAGUACUGCUGACUGGUUGGAGACUGUGGCUAAAUCAAGUACAGGCGAUGCUCAUGAAGAGACUUUUGUCUAUUUUACGUGCAGGGGCAUUGCUCUUGGUUCAAAAUAUACUAGCUAUACUGUUUAUAUCACUAGCAAUUAUUGUCGUUCGGAAUUUAAAAUUUUUUGAUGACAUGCCAAAAUUGGCAAUUAAUUUAAUGGGCUACUCAAAACCCAUAACUCUUCUUACAUAUGAUGACGAUACUGAUCCGUACGUUCGCUACUUAUCGAAUCACUUGUCCAAACAUGGAGUGGAAGUGGUGGACUCACACAAUGGAAGCAUGAGCGACAUUAUCCUUGAGGCGACAAUAAAAAAUACACCGAGAGUUCGACAUAGGUACAUCUGCGCUUUCUCAUUUGAAGACAACGACGCGACUGCGUGGUUCAAUAAUGAAGCUUAUCAUUCGCCUCCUCUGUGCUUGCAACUGCUUCUGAAUGGUAUUCUUCACAAAGAAGUUUCGGACUUAUUUAAUAUACAAUUCCAUAACCAUCCGUUAAGGUUUACAACACAAACAAAGUUGAGAGAUUUGGCCAGAGGUCACAAUAUGGGUUAUCAAAUAGCGUUUAACUUGGGUUUCGGGAUGGCAUUCGUUUCUUCCUUUUAUAUAAUCUUUUAUGUGAAAGAGAGAGCAAGUAAAGCUAAACACAUACAGUUCGUGUCGGGGGUUGGAGUUAUCGCCUUCUGGGGAUCAUCAUUAUUAUGCGAUCUACUGACGUUUGCUAUCACCUCUACCUGCAUUUGUGGAACAGUUGCAAUAUUUCGAGAGGAUGGUUUUAGUGAAUUUGAUGAUUUGGCGCGAAUGUUUUUCGCCCUAAUCUCCUUCUCGUACAGCAUGCUCCCUAUUACCUACGUAAGUGCAUUUCUGUACGACGUACCAGCGACGGGCUACACAAAAAUGUGCCUCCUGUACGUCUUUACCGGUGUCGCUGGCUUUUUGGCGGUGCAAGUUAUCCGCACGACCGACCUGGAAUUAGAUGCCUUAGCUGACAAGAUUCACUGGGCAUUACUGAUAGUACCCCACUAUUGCCUUUCAUCUGCAAUACGAGAUAUGAACAAAGUAUACGUUAUUCAUAAAACGUGUACUCUGAUGUGUGAAGAUUACUUCAAGUUAAACCCAGCGGCGACUAUGGAACAGUGUAGGAAAUCCGUUUGCAAGAUUGAGCCGUUAUGCUGCAACACCACAAGUGACUAUUUUGAUUGGAACGCACCAGGAGUUGGAAGAAAUAUGUUCUUCUCAUUCGUAAUCGGAACGACCGUAAUCGUCUUUCUGCUACUCAUCGAAUUCAAAAUCAUUCAAAAAAUUCGUUACGCGUUAACCAAGCGCAGGGACAUUCAAUCGCAGGACUUCAACCAAGGAAUCCAAGAAGAUAUGGAUGUGGUCUACGAAAACGAAUUGAUAAGGAAUGCCACUUUGGAAGAGAUUGGUAAAUAUGCGAUUGUCAUGCGAGAUAUGACUAAGUACUAUGGGAAAUUUACGGCCGUACACAAAUUGUGCUUGGCAGUAGACAACUUCGAGUGCUUCGGAUUGUUGGGCUUAAACGGCGCGGGAAAGACUACAACGUUUAAAAUGAUGACGGGUGACAUAAGGCCAAGCUCGGGGAACGCAUGGGUUACCGGAAUUCCUUUAAAGGGAAACUUAGCGAGAAUACAGCGCUUAAUUGGCUACUGCCCCCAGUUCGAUGCGUUACUAGACGAUUUGACGUGCAGAGAGACUUUACACAUAUUUUCAAUGCUUAGAGGAUUACGUAGAAAGGAUGCACAGGUGAAAGCCGAAAGGUUAGCCUUGGAGUUUGACUUCGUGAAGCACUUAGAUAAGCCGGUGAAGGCACUGAGCGGUGGAAAUCGAAGAAAGUUAAGUACUGCCGUCUCCGUUAUCGGCAAUCCCGCUGUCCUGUACUUGGAUGAACCGACCACGGGUAUGGACCCAGCGACUAAACGUUUUCUCUGGGACGCUCUUUGCAAAAUCAGAAAUAAGGGUACGUGUAUUGUACUGACGUCACACAGUAUGGAGGAGUGCGAAGCUCUAUGUACACGUUUGGCUAUAAUGGUUAAUGGGGUCUUUGUAUGCAUCGGAUCUCCACAGCGACUCAAGAACAGAUUUUCGGACGGGUAUACUUUAAUAGUCAAAGCGGAAAAAGGUUCCCAGUCAGAGGACAUAGAAGACUAUAUUAACGCCAAUUUCCCUGAAGCAUCACUACGCGAGAAGUACCAAGAGCUUCUCACCUACUACAUCCCUCCAAACGACCAGUUGAGGUGGUCCAUGAUGUUUGGAAUAAUGGAAACUGCAAAAGAUCGGUUCAACAUUGAAGAUUAUUCCAUCGGACAGUGCUCCUUGGAACAGGUUUUCCUUUCGUUCACCAAAUACCAAAAAGAAGCCCAAAAGAGAAAAAAGACAAAGAUAUAACAUUCGAAUAUGAAAAGGUGUGUUUAGGCGAUAAGAAUACUUGAAAUUGUUACUUACAAUUUAUUGAAUAAACUACAGUUAGUUUAAACUAAAACUAAACAAUUAUGCAGUCUUAUGGAAGGAUG